CACCGCUCUCCUCGACCCGGAGUUGCCUGGCUCCUGCUGCGAGGAGUUUGGAGCCGCCCCACCGCGGAGUCCUCUCCGGCCGAGCGUGAGCCACGCCAGGGCCCGGAGCCCGGGCGCCGUCGCCAUCUCUGUUGUUCGUUUGGUUUGGACCCCGGCAUCGAGGUGUUCUUCUCUGAAGUAAGAUGGCUUGUCAAAAAUUUUGUGUGGCUUUGCUAUAUUGCGAAUUUAUUUAUUUGAUAACGGCAUUUAACUUGACAUAUCCCAUUAAGUUGGUUUGCAUGCCACCAAAUACAACCUAUGACUUCCUCAUGCCUGCUGGAAUCUCAAAGAACACCUCAAAUUUGAAGGGACAUGAUGAGGCAUUUUUUGAAGCUAAAUCGAAUUCAAGCGGUACCGACUAUUCUAACUUAUUAUACAAAACAACUUUCCACUGUUGCUUUUGGAGAGAGGAAGAUAAAAACUGCUCUGUGCAUGCAGAAGGCAUUGAAGGGAAGGCAUCGGUUUCAACAGUAAAUUCUUUAGCUUUUCAGCAAACAGGUGCAAACUGGAACAUAGAGUGCUGGAUGAAAGAGGACUUGAAGUUAUUCAUCUGUUAUAUAGAGCCAUUAUUUAAGAAUUCUUUCAAGAAUUAUGACCUUAAGGCCCAUCUUUUGUAUGUUCUGCCUGAUGUGUUAGAAGAAUCAUCGCUGGUCCCUGAGAUGGGCAGUUUUCAACCUGUUCCAUGCAACUGUAGUGCUCAUGGAGGUUGUGAAUGCCAUGUGUCUGUGCCAGCAGCCAAACUCAAUGACACUCUUCUUAUGUACUUAAAAAUCACAUCUGCUGGAAUGGUGUUUCAGUCACCUCUCAUGUCAGUCCAACCCAUGAAUAUCGUGAAGCCAGAUCCACCAUCAGGUUUGCAUAUGGAAAUCACAGACAGUGGUAACUUAAAGAUUUUUUGGUCCAGUUCAACACUGGUACCUUUUCAACUUCAAUAUCAAGUAAAAUAUUCAGAGAAUUCUACAACAAGUAUGAGAGAAGCCUAUGAGAUUGUCUCAGCUACAUCUCUGCUAAUGGGUGGCGUGCUUCCUGGGUCUUCAUAUGAGGUUCAGGUGAGGAGCAAGAGACUGGAUGGCCCAGGAAUCUGGAGUGACUGGAGUACCCCUCUUAUUUUUACCACACAAGAUGUCCUAUACUUUCCACCCAAAAUUCUGACAAGUGUUGGGUCUAACGUGUCCUUUCACUGCAUCUACAAAAACGGAAACAAGGUCCUUUCCUCAAAAAAGAUUGUUUGGUGGAUCAAUUUAGCUGAGAAAAUUCCUGAAAGCCAGUAUGAUGCUGUGGGUGACCAUGUUAGCAAAGUUACCCUUCCCAAUCUGAAUGCCACUAGACCUCGAGGCAGGUUCACCUACGACGCAGUGUACUGUUGCAGCGAGCACGAGUGCCACCAUCGCUAUGCUGAGCUGUACGUGCUGGAUGUCAAUAUCAAAAUAUUAUGUGAAACCGAUGGGUACUUAACUAAAAUGACUUGCAGAUGGUCAGCCAAUGCAAUCCCAUCACUCACAGGAAGUACUUUGCAGUUGAGGUAUCAUAGGAACAGCCUUUACUGUCCUGAUGUUCCAACUAUUCAUUCCACAUCUGAAGCCAAAGAUUGCCAUGUGCAGAGAGAUGGUUUUUAUGAGUGUGUAUUUCAGCCCAUCUUUCUGUUGUCUGGCUACACAAUGUGGAUAAGGGUCAAUCACUCUUUGGGUUCACUUGACUCUCCUCCAACGUGUGUCGUUCCUGACUCCAUGGUGAAACCACUGCCUCCAUCCAAUGUGAAAGCAGAAAUUACUGUAAAAACUGGAUUAUUGAAAAUAUCUUGGAAAAAGCCAAUUUUUCCAGAGAACAAUCUUCAAUUUCAGAUUCGUUAUGGUUUAAAUGGAAAAGAAAUACAAUGGAAGAUGCAUGAGGUGUAUGAUGCGAAAUCAAAAUCUGCCAGUCUCCCAGUGCCAGACCUGUGCGCAGUCUAUGCUGCUCAGGUGCGCUGUAAGAGGAUGGACGGACUCGGAUAUUGGAGUGACUGGAGCACUCCAGCCUACACAGUUGUCACGGACAUCAAAGUUCCUAUCAGAGGACCUGAAUUUUGGAGAAUAAUUAAUGAAGACAUCACUAAAAAAGAGAGAAAUAUCACUUUACUUUGGAAACCUCUGUUGAAACAUGACUCAUUGUGCAGCGUGAGAAGAUAUGUGGUAAAACACAACACUUCCCUCAAAGGAACAUGGUCAGAAGAUGUGGGAAAUCAUACCAAUUUCACUUUCCAAUGGACAGAGCAAACACAUACCAUUACAGUUCUGGCUUUCAAUUCAAUUGGUGCCUCUUUUGCAAAUUUUAAUUUAACAUUCUCACAGCCUAUCAGCAAAGUAAAUAUCGUGCAGUCACUCAAUGCUUAUCCUUUAAACAGUAGUUGUGUGAUUCUUUCCUGGAUGCUAUCACUUAGUGAUUACAAUCUGAUGUAUUUUAUUCUUGAGUGGAAAAUUCUUAAUGAAGACAGUGAAAUUAAAUGGCAUAGGAUCCCUUCAUCUGUUAAGAGGUAUUAUAUCCAUGAUCAUUUCAUCCCCAUUGAUAAGUAUCAAUUCAGUCUUUACCCAGUAUUUAUGGAAGGAGUGGGGAAACCGAAGAUAAUUAAUAGUUUUACCCAAGGUGAUAUUGAAAAACUCCGGAAUUAUACAAGUAUAUAUGUAAUUGUGCCAAUAAUUAUUUCGUCUUUAACCUUGUUGCUUGGAACAUUGCUAAUAUUACAUCAAAGAAUGAAAAAACUGUUUUGGGAAGAUGUUCCAAACCCCAAGAAUUGUUCCUGGGCACAAGGACUUAAUUUUCAAAAGCCAGAAACAUUUGAGCAUCUUUUUAUCAAGCAUACAGAAUCAGUGACAUUUGGUCCUCUUCUUUUGGAGUCCGAAACCAUUUCAGAAGAUAUCAGUGUUGAUACAUCAUGGAAAAAUAAAGACCAGAAGGCACCAACACCUAUGGUUUCUCUACUUUUGACAACUCCGGGUCCUGAAAAGGGUUCUGUUUGUGUGAAUGACCAGUGCAAUAGUGCUAGCUUGUGUGAGGCAGAGUGCUCCACAAUAAGCUGUGAGGAUGAAAGCAGGAGACAACCCUCUGUUAAAUAUGCCACCCUGCUCUGCAACUCUAAAUCAAGUGCAAUUGAUGACGAGCAAGGGCUUAUAAAUAGUUCAGGCAGCAAAUGUUUCUCUAGCAAGAAUUCUCUAUCAAAGGAUUCUUUCUCAUGGGAUAUAGAAACACAGGCAUUUUUACUGUUAUCAGAUCAGCAUCCCAAUAUAAUUUCACCGGACCUUACAUUCUCAGAAGGAUUGGAUAAACUUUUGAACCCUGAGGGAAAUUUCUCUGAAGAAAAUAAUGAUGAAAAAUCUGUCUAUUAUUUAGGGGUCACCUCAAUUAAAAAAGAGAGUACUGUGUUUUUGACUGAUGAGUCAAGGGUGUUGUGUCCAUUCCCAGCCCACUGUUUAUUCACUGACAUCAGAAUCCUCCGGGACAGUUGCUCACACCUUGUAGAAAAUAAUUUCAACUUAGGAACUUCUGACCAGAAGACUUUUGUAUCUUACAUGCCUCAAUUUCAGACUUGUUCUGCUCAGACUCAGAAGAUAAUGGAAAACAAGAUGUGCGACCUAACUGUCUAAUUUCAACCAAGAAACAUCUCAGAUUAUGUCACAAUGAAUCAUAUAAAGUGUAAUAUAUUCCACUAGAGUUGUGGAUAGAGGAGAGAAAAGAAAAUUGUCAGUCAAAUUUGAAAGUGAUUGUUCCAAGAUUAAUGGUAUCUGUUUGUCCUCACUCAGUCAUACAUAGACAAAAAAACCUUGAGAAGCUUUCAUGAGCCUAGCAGUGGAGACUGACUUUUCUAAUGACUCUUUUAACAAGCUACAGUGGGAAGGUCUCCAAUGUCUCGUCUGUAGCUAAAAAUAAGCCCAGCAAAUAUCUUUUGCUAACUUUAGACCUGAGUAGAAAGAGUUUCUGAACUACACCUACAUCUGUGAGAAAACUUCAGACUAACACUUGUGAGAUAUAACUGCUACUUCAAGGACAUGGUGGUUCUACCUGGAGUUGCCUUUGUUUCACACUAAUUUAUGAGCGUGCCUACAUGCUCAUGCACACACACUCCCUUAAUAGGCAUCAUUGUGCUUUUUUAAAGUAUGCAAUGUGUUUGUAAUUUGUGCUACUAGACUUUGUGAUUUAACAAUUUUUCAGUUUAACAAAUUUGCCUUGAGCACUUACUCUGUGUUAAACACGCCACUAAGUGUUGCAUUUAAAUAGAGGAUUUACCCUGGUCUGGCAAGUAAGCCAAUAUUUAUGUAUGAAAUCUAAAAUAUGUACCAUAGAAUUAAACCACUUAUAAUAAUGGCAAUAUCCACAAACCAGUACCUUGAGGACAACACAAGCACUUUUGAAAACCUGUGUUCUAAGUCCUCGCCAUAGAGAUGUUGAAGUGUUCAUUUACUGAUAGUUAGAUUGCCCAGUGUUGCCGUAUAUCACCCGAGACUCACUGUCUUCCCCCAUUCUCACCUACAUGUACACUUGUUUCUCACUUAACUGAACAUUCUCUCUAUAUGUAAACCAACCACUGUGCUAAUACUUUCCAUACUUUAACUCAAUUGAUUAUUAAAAUAAUUGUAUGUGACAUGUACUACUAUUAUGCUUCUUUUAAAGAUUAGGAGAGUAACUAAUUUGCCCAAGGUCACAGGGUUAGUGGAAGGUGGAACCAGAAUUCAGAUCUAAACUCACAUCUUUUCAAUGCUAGUGAUUAUAUUUUUAACCUCACCUUGCAUUGCCUUCCAUUAAAACAACACCUACAGAAACUGGUGUGUAAUCAAAUGGAAUUUAUUAAGUACAAAUAUGAUGCAAGAUGAAAAUUCAGUAAGAAUUACCCAGGUAUUGUCUUUGCCUUUAAAGAUUUUAAAGUUUAUUUAUUUCAGCUUUUGGUAUGGCAAGGAAAUUGAAAGACGGCAUAUUGGGCAACAAAUUAAAUUAAAAGACUGGCACAGAGAUAUUCAAUGGCAAUAAGCAAGAAUUUGAAGAUUAUCAAAAGAAAUGCCAUAGUCCUCA
This is a messenger RNA of Phyllostomus discolor (pale spear-nosed bat), 5076 nucleotides long. It is a transcript of the gene LEPR, whose product is annotated as leptin receptor. Gene Ontology annotation, biological process: cytokine-mediated signaling pathway. Gene Ontology annotation, molecular function: protein binding; cytokine receptor activity. The transcript is spliced from 19 exons. Gene Ontology annotation, cellular component: external side of plasma membrane. NCBI's taxonomy places the organism in Eukaryota, Metazoa, Chordata, Mammalia, Chiroptera, Phyllostomidae. The coding region runs from base 183 to 3656 and encodes 1157 amino acids. The record is from RefSeq and is a predicted model, not a curated record.